Molecule: messenger RNA, 2123 nt
Organism: Danio aesculapii
Lineage: Eukaryota; Metazoa; Chordata; Actinopteri; Cypriniformes; Danionidae
Gene: bmp4
Product: bone morphogenetic protein 4
Exons: 4
Coding region: 379-1581 (400 amino acids)
Biological process (GO): SMAD protein signal transduction; BMP signaling pathway; negative regulation of apoptotic process
Cellular component (GO): extracellular region
Molecular function (GO): BMP receptor binding; cytokine activity; growth factor activity
Source: RefSeq, a predicted model, not a curated record
UCACAUAAAAACUGCCUACCGAACUGGAUGCGGGUCACUCGGUGAUGUCCUCUGUUCUGUUCUCGACUGUUCUUGGAGCUACAGACCCCCGCUUUCACACUGGACUCAGGUUUCUUCUACGUGAUGCGGAACUAAUAACCUAAACAGUGCCUUCAAAGGUUGGACUUUUGUUUAUGUGAGGCGAACUCCUUUGAGAACCCGUUUUACCGUCUUCUUAUCCAGGAACACCGUGCGCAUCUCUUCCAAUGGAAAAGGAUCUCCCCACGGUUCUCAAACAGCCUGCCAGGACCACGUAACAUUCGCUUGAGGAGCUCGUCCUGCAUCACCUCUCGACAAACAUGGACUGUUUUCCCAUGCUUUAUUUUCUGUCGAGACAUCAUGAUUCCUGGUAAUCGAAUGCUGAUGGUCAUUUUAUUAUGCCAAGUCCUACUGGGAGAAAGCAGCUAUGCUAGUCUGAUACCCGAGGAAGGGAAGAAGAAAGCGACGGCUCUUCACCUGGCUCAGAGUCAUGAGCUGCUGCGGGACUUUGAAGCCACGCUGCUGCACAUGUUUGGCCUGCAGAGGCGUCCCAGACCCAGCCACAGCGCCGUCAUACCACAGUAUCUGCUCGACCUCUACCGCCUGCAGUCAGGGGAGCUGGAGGAGGCCGGAGCGCAGCACGUCAGCUUCGACUAUCCCGAAAGAUCCACCAGUCGAGCCAACACCGUGAGAGGAUUCCAUCAUGAAGAGCCCCUUGAGGAUCUGCCAUCAGACGACUCCCAGGAGACUCCUCUGCGGUUCGUCUUCAAUCUCAGCAGCAUCCCAGAGGACGAACUCAUAUCCACCGCAGAGCUUCGCAUCUACAGGCAACAAAUAGAUGACGCCUUCUUAGACCCUGAUCAAACCGGAGACCACGGUUUGCAUCGGAUAAACAUAUAUGAGGUUUUGAAGGCGCCGCGGGCAGGACAGCUCAUCACGCAGCUCCUGGACACACGUUUGGUGCGGCACAACACCACUAAAUGGGAAAGUUUCGAUGUUAGCCCUGCAGUGCUACGCUGGACCCAGGAAAAACGCUCCAAUCACGGCCUUGCUGUGGAGAUUGUACAAAUAAAGCGAAGCCCGAGUCAAAAGGGACAACAUGUACGCGUAAGCCGCUCCGUGCAUCCUCUUCCGGAUGAAGAGUGGAACCAGCUUCGCCCCCUGCUGGUCACAUUCGGGCAUGACGGCAAAAGUCACCCGCUGACUCGGCGAACGAAACGCAGCCCUAAACAGAGAGGUCGAAAGCGUAACCGUAACUGCCGGAGACACGCGCUGUACGUGGAUUUCAGCGACGUAGGCUGGAACGACUGGAUCGUGGCGCCCCCUGGAUAUCAGGCGUAUUACUGUCACGGAGAGUGUCCCUUUCCAUUAGCCGAUCAUCUCAACUCCACAAAUCACGCGAUCGUACAGACGCUGGUGAACUCGGUGAACACCAAUAUCCCCAAAGCCUGCUGCGUGCCCACCGAGCUCAGCGCAAUCUCCAUGCUUUACCUGGACGAAACGGACAGGGUGGUGCUGAAAAACUAUCAGGAGAUGGUGGUCGAGGGAUGCGGCUGCCGCUAAACAGACCCACACGUGGACACUUAUUUAUAACUUGUGUUUGUGUCAUUUCUUGUCUGAUCGAUCAUAUAUUUUGACAAAAAGCAUAUAUAUAAAUAUAUAUUUAUAUCGGCAUAGUAUAAAAUAAAUCAAAUGAAAGUGUCCUUAUUUGAAUGAUAUAAUUCAGCUUUCCAUAAUGUAUAUCAGACUGUAUAAGGGUUUUUCUAUGAGCUAGAAUAAUUAGAAAGUCACUAAAAGUUUAUUUACUGCUAGUAUUUAUUUGUUUAAUACACUAUACGUUCGCCAAAAUAGAAACACAUAGCCAAGCGACCCCCUUAUUGAUCAGAAUACAUCUGUUUGUACUUAAAAUAGAGCACUGUGUGAAAUCCUGCUAUAUCAGUUCAAGGAAUCAGCUGUGUAUUGAUGUGCAUUACUGUUUUGCAUCAGCAUGUGAUUUACAUGUUCCCAAAAUACCUUUUUUUAUAUAUAUUAAUUGUGAAACAUUCCAACAGCGAUGUGAGAUUAAUAAAAAGUAAGAUGGUAUUUGUUUCUCGCUCACACACAAA